ACCUGACCGAGCGCGAGACAGUGGUGUCGGUUGGUGCUGUGUUUUAUUUAUCGUUUAUUUUUCACAAUAUUUGACUUUUUUUUUUUCGAUAAAAAAGUUAAAAUGUCGAACUUAGUUUUAUCCGAGCUUCUUUCCGAGGUCGGCUGGGACGCACGGUUCGCCAUUCCGGUGGCCAAUGCUGAAAAUAAAGCUUUGCUGGAUGAGAUCCAGAGAAAACAGAGAGAGAAGGCAAACGUAGACAACAAAGUGAGCCAGCACAAAGAGCGAAUCAACGCCAUGAACGAACAUCUCAAAAACGUCCAGCAGGAGCUCUCUCACACUCAGGCUUUAUGCAAGGCCAGAGAAAAAGAGACCGAAUCUGAGCUGCAUUUCAGAGCUUUGGCUGAAAGAGAGGCUGGACGGCUGCGUCAGGAGAUUUCUCAGCUAGAGAAGGAGCUGGGCUCACUGCGGGAGAACAGGAACCAAAAGGAGAACAACAUCUUUAAAGCCACGCAGAAGCUGGAGGACCUCAAGAAUCAGCUGAACUGGGACCAGCAAACGCUGGACGUCUGGCUGGAGGAAUCGUCCCGCAAGGAUGAGGACACAAUGGCCAUCGUGAAAUACGCUCAGCAGGACGAGAGCAAGAUCAGAGAACUCACUCUGAGCAUCGAGAAGUUAACUCUGGAGGCUAACCAGAAGAGAAAAGCCCUGGACAAUGAGCUCACUGAGACCAUCAUAGCACAGAUUGCGCUGGAUAAGACGGUGGAGACGUUCCGGCAGGCCCAUGUGGAGAGGCAGGAGCUGAUCAGCCAGUGGGAGAACACCAUCGAGCAGAUGAGGAAGAGAGAUCAGGAUCUGCAGCAGAGUGCACUGUUGCUGGCCGAGGUGAAGCAGGUGAUCCGUGAGCGCCAGACGCUCGUAAAGGAGAAACAGAGCUUCCUUUCCAGCGAGGUGGAGAACAACGAGGAGUGUGAGAGGAAGAUAUCCGCAGCGGAGCGGCAAGCCAACAGACUUCAGCAGCAGUUUCAGUUGGAAGAGAGCAAUCGUAUCCAACUGCACGAUGAGCUGGAGAGUCUGAAGGGCACGGUGGACCGUACAGCUACGGACGUGGAGGCUCUGAGGUCACAUCUGACGAGCGUGAAGAAGGAGACGAACGCUAAAACCAACAAGCUGAAGGACGCACAGCUGUAUAACGUGGCCCUGGAGGAGAAGCUGCAGGCUGCAACCGAGGAGGCGCUCAGCGUCGAGGAAAAAGCAGCUCAGACGGAGCAGCUUCUCCGGCAGCAGGAACAACGCAUGAAAGAGAUGGACGCUCAGCUGCAGAGGCAGCGCGAACUUCUGUUCCGGAAAAGUCAGGACCUGCAGUCGCUGCGGGCCGAAGAGAAGAGCGCCGUAGCGGAGAUCACCGGCAGCCGCGCUGCCCUGUCCAGCCUGGACGGCCGCCUCAGCAAACUGGAGCAGAACACUCUCAAGCAGCAGGAGAUCAUCUACCACCAGGACUUUCAGAUCCAGCGGCUGGAGACGAAGGUGGCUCACCUGCGCGGCAACAUGAACAGGGAGGAGAAGCAGGAGCUGGAAAAGCGGACCUCCGAGCUGAUCGAGGCCCUCGAGGAGAAGAAGAAAACGGCUUCUAUGCUAUCCACACAGCUCAAGAAGCUUCAGCAUGAUAUUCGCUGUGUAAAGAAGGACAACGAGAAGGCAGGAGCAGACAAAAGAGAUCUGACCUCAAAGAUUGAGGAACUGAAUCUCCACAAUGACACCUUGGACAAAGAGCUGAAGAUGCUCCACCUCAAGAAACAGGACAGCAUGGUGGACGAUAACAUCCUGCGGCUGGAGGUGAAGCGGCUCCGGGACCUGCUGUACCACAAGGCCGACGGCGUCCUCUCCCUGGAGAAGAGGAAGCUGCAGCUGAAGACAGCCAUGAAGGAGCGUCAGGAGGAGAUCCGCGUGCACCGUGAAAUGCUCACCAAACAGCUCAGGAUCAACGAGCAGGAGAGACAAGGGCUCAGUGCCGACCUGCAUGAGCGACUGUCCGAAAUCGACAAGAUGAGGAAGAGGUACGAGAUCAUGACCGUCGUCAUGGCUGCACCCGAGGGCGAGGAGGACAAAUCGCAGGCCUACUACAUCAUAAAGGCUGCCCAGGAGAAAGAGGAGCUUCAGCGCAAAGGGGAUCACUUGGACGCCGACAUCCGCAAGAAGGAGAAAGAACUUCGGGCACUGGAAAACACCCUGCAGGUUCUCAAUAACUGUAACAGCACCUACCGCAAGUCCCUUAACAAGGUCACCCAGUCCAGCCCUGAGUAUCAGGAAAAGCUGAAGCUAGAGGAACAGAAACGGGCAGCGGAUGAGAAGUUCAAGUUUAAAAGACGCCAAAUCAGAGAAGUGCAGGAGGACAUUGAGGGAAUGAGUAGCUCAUUCGACAACCUUUUGCAAGAGGAAGUUGCACAACAGGACAGAUACAAUGACAUCCAGUCACGUAUCAUCUCUCUGAGUAAAGAACUCAAUUCCCAGCUAGAGAAACUGGACAGAGCCACCAAACAGUGCUCCAAGCUUUCAAAGGAGAUCCGCCUAGCUAAGAAGACCAAAGAGAAGACCUUUGAGGAGCGUGAUAUUGAGCUCAAAGAGUUGAGAGAUUGCAACAGGACCAUCAAUAAGAUGCUCCUGGAGCUCAUGGAGGAGCUGCCAGACCUGCAGGAUAUAGUACACAUGUACUUCACACAGGCUGGUGUCAGUCUUCCUUCUCCGGCCUCCACCCCGUCUAGCCGACAGAGCUCAAAGCUCAGCUCAGCACGUAGCUCAGUCUCUCUCAGAUCCUCCAGAUCUUCCGGAUCCUCAGCCGGCGGCAGCGCCAGAGGCUCGACUCUUCGCUCACCCACCUUAAAGACAGUCGAACUGGGGCUUGAUCUGUCCACUCCUUCUCCCCAUUCAUCCUCUCCUCAGGCCUCUCGUACCCCCAGCAGCGCUGGGAGCAGCAGGAGGAGCGGUCGGCUCAAGAGUCCGUAAAUAGCGAGUCCGUCCGUCGUGAGCUAUGAAGACGCAGCGUUGGGUGGAUGCAAAUAUUUCACUGUCAAUACAAAAAUAAAAACAACAACCACAUAUAUUUAAAUAAAUAAAUAGGUGAACCAG
Messenger RNA from Trichomycterus rosablanca, 3105 nucleotides. RefSeq names its product coiled-coil domain 39 molecular ruler complex subunit (gene ccdc39). Lineage: Eukaryota; Metazoa; Chordata; Actinopteri; Siluriformes; Trichomycteridae. Gene Ontology annotation, cellular component: axoneme. The record is from RefSeq and is a predicted model, not a curated record. Gene Ontology annotation, biological process: cilium-dependent cell motility; inner dynein arm assembly; epithelial cilium movement involved in determination of left/right asymmetry. The transcript is spliced from 20 exons. Bases 103 to 2982 code for a protein of 959 amino acids.